This is a messenger RNA of Podarcis raffonei (Aeolian wall lizard), 3328 nucleotides long. Its product is annotated as E3 ubiquitin-protein ligase TRIM7-like. The record is from RefSeq and is a predicted model, not a curated record. The transcript is spliced from 7 exons. The coding region runs from base 1296 to 2411 and encodes 371 amino acids. Gene Ontology annotation, molecular function: zinc ion binding; protein binding. NCBI's taxonomy places the organism in Eukaryota, Metazoa, Chordata, Lepidosauria, Squamata, Lacertidae.
UCGUGUCCAACUCGUUGUGACCCCCUGAACCAGAGCACGCCAGGCACUCCUGUCUUCCACUGCCUCCUGCAGUUUGGUCAAACUCAUGCUGGUAGCUUUGAGAACACUGUCCAACCAUCUCGUCCUCUGUUGUCCCCUUCUCCUUGUGCCCUCCAUCUUUCCCAACAUCAGGUCUUUUCCAAGGAGUCUUCUCUUCUCAUGAUGUGGCCAAAGUAUUGGAGCCUUGGCCAAAGUAUUGGAGUGCACACACACACCUACUCAAAUCCCUGCAAAUAUACAAGUUGCUGUCAGGAAUGACGUGGUCCUGGGGGUCCAAUGAAUUCUGCAUCAGCUGACGUUCCUUUUGCCAAUAGGAUUUCCCACUUUUAUCAGACUGGAGAGAUCCUGGUUCAAUUCCUCACUCACCAUGGAGCCCAUAUGGGUGCCUAUCACAAUCUCUCGGCCUACUCUAUUUCACAGGGCUGUUUUAUAAGGAUAAGGUGGGUGGAAUUAUUGCAGAGCAGCUUGAGCCCCCGGAAGAAAGCUGGGAUAAAAAUGCAGUAAAUAAACAGAAUGCCGUAGUUGCUUGAGUAGCAGCAAUUCCGGAGCUUAAGCCUUCUGCAUCACUGUCCCUCCAAGAUUUCUGUGCCUGGAUUCCCACUUAAUGCAACUCUUUCUCAUUAAUAGCAUUGGACCCUGCCUUAAAGUGAGACAGACCAUUGUCCAUUAUUGAAGGACCAGCCACAUCUGCUAUUGGGUCCCCGGAGCACAGAUUCACACAAAGCGGCAAAACGUCCUUGCAGGUUAUUAACAGGAUUUUAUUUGAAGUGCAUAUAUGCAGAACAAAGGUACAGGGCGAUAAGCAACCUGCACACCCAGUCAGGGUGCGCCCCCUUUUUAUAGAUUUGCAGAAUACAAUACCACCUGAUUUCCUGUAAACCGAAACUUAUAGUAAGUUCCUAUUACCAUGUAAGGUCUUGGCCUCCCUCCCUCUUUCCUGCAAUCUCCCUCCUCCUGGGGUUACAAUAAAAUCCAUUCAACCUUGUUCUUUAUCUCUACCCGCCCAACCAGACAUUCCAGCGAGAGGCCCAUUUGCACUGUAACAUUUAAGCAACAGAAAAAACCCCGUCCUGCUGGCUGGUGUAGAAACCUCCCCCCUUUGGGAUAAUAUAGAACAAUAUUGUAAUAUGCCCCUUCAUUAUGGCCAUAUAUAUAUAGCCAGAGUCUUUCUCAGAAAGCAGGUGUUUCCCAUCUCUACCAGCUGGAUGUUAAACUUGUAAUAUUCUGCAUUCAAAACGCAUGCCAUUUUUAUAUGGAUGGUGAACUGCAGCCGGAUGCAGCAAAAAUAUGCGAUGGGACCAACUGACUACCUUUAUCUCUCAGUUAUCAGUAUAAAACUUGUUUUGUGGCUCCAGGAACAAAUUCAGGCCCGUUUGGAUUUCUUGAAGAAAGAGAGACAGGAGCUUCUGGAAUUCAAAACACAGGACGACAAGAAAAGCCAAGACCUUUUGAAAACUAUAGAGACUGAGAGACAGAAGGUCCUCUCUGAAUUUGAAGGGAUGCGCCAGUUUCUGCAUGAACAAGAGCAGCUUCUUCUGGGUCAGCUGGACAAGAUGGAGAAGGGCAUCACCAAGAGGCAGAACGAGAACAUCACUGAGCUCUCCAAGGAGAUUUCUCUCCUCAACAAACUCAUUGCUGACCUGGAAGACAAAAUCCAAGAGCCAGUGCUUGAUUUCCUCAAGGAUGUGACAAGUGCCCUGAUCAGAAGCGAUGACCUUAAAUGUCAGAGGCCGGUUCCUGUUUCUUCUGACAUGAAGGGCCACACCUGCAAUUUCUCUCUGAAGACCGUGGUCCUCAAGGGAGUGCUAAAGAAAUUCAAAGAUCACCUGCGGGAUGAAUUGGGGAAGGGUGAGAAAGAGGAGCUGCUCCUGGACCCAGAGACAGCCAACCACCUCCUCAUCCUCUCGGCGGACCUCAAGGGCGUGAGGAUGGGCUGCCGAAAGCAAGAUCUACCUGACAACCCCAAGCGCUUUGACACCAACUCUCGCGUCCUGUCCACUGAGGGUUUCAAGUCAGGGAGGCAUUACUGGGAGGUAGAGGUGGGGUCUGCCGACGGCUGGGCCUUUGGGGUGGCCAAGGAGUCGGUGCGUAGGAAAGGCUUGACCCAGUUUAGCCCUGAAGAGGGCAUCUGGGCAUUGCAGCAAACGGGAGGGCGGUACUGGGCAGUCACGGUCCCCAAGCGCACCCCGAUUUUCAUGCCCGAGAGGCUCCACAAAGUGAGGGUUUACUUGGACUACGAAGGGGAAGAGGUGUCCUUCUACAACGCUGACAACAUGCAGCACAUUUUCACCUUCAACGUCGCCUUUACGGAGAGGGUGUUCCCCCUAUUCUCCGUUUGCUCCACUGUCACCUACAUUAAACUUUGCUCCUGAGAUCAGCUUCGUUCCAAGAGGGUGGGCAACUACAUUAUUUGUGCGCAAUGAAAACCAUAGCCCGCUUGCUUUCGAUGCCAAGGCGUCCGUCCCUGGGGGCCACCACCGAGGAGGGCCUCGUAGUCACGUAACCUUGUGAUGGCUGCAGGAAAAGUGCUUUGGGGGUGGGAAAUGCUUUCAGAGAGCCAGUGUGGUGUAGUGGUUAAGAGCGGUAGUCUUGUAAUCUGGUGAACCGGGUUCGCGUCUCCACUCCUCCACAUGCAGCUGCUGGGUGACCUUGGGCCAGUCACACGUCUCUGAAGUCUCUCAGCCCCACUCACCUCACAGAGUGUUUGUUAUGGGUGAGGAAGGGAAAGGAGAUUGUUAGCUGCUUUGAGACUCCUUAGGGUAGUGAUAAAGCGGGAUAUCAAAUUAACUCUUCUUCUUCAGAUGCGGCGGGUGGGGCAAGAUGGCCGGGUGUGUGUGUGUCUCCUGCUUAAAACAUUGGAAAGAGGCACUUACCAAUAUGUGUUGAAAGCUAAGCGCUGUGCAAGGCCGUUGGUUUGCCCUAGGUUACUCAGAGGCACGUAGACAACAGGCCUAGAUGCACCCACAACUGCACUAUAAAUUUUAGUGCGCUAUGAUACCACUUUAAACUGUCAUGGCUUCCCCCCAAAGCAUUCUGGGAGCUGUACUUUGUUAAGGGCGCUUUAGGAGAUGCUAAUUCCCCUCACAGAACGACAGUUUCCAGAGUGGUUUAACAACCCAGGGUUUCCCGCCUAAAGUAACUGACGUGGACCUGACUGAAAACUAUAUACAUGAUACUCCUGGUGGCCAGGGUGAGAACUUCAAUACAUAACACAAACAACCCUUUUAAUAACCAUUAAUUAAUGCAGAAUGAGUACUGUAUUGGCUACAACGGGCAAAACAUCCUCCUG